GCACUGCAACGAGAAGGGUGCACGGUAAAAGGAGGAGAGGCAGUCACACACCAAGCUGGCUUGGGGAGGAAAGCUCACACAACACAAACUCCAGGAGGGAAGGAGGUGCCAUCCACCUCAAAGAUUUGCAGCCAGCCAAUCGCCUGAAAAGCCAGCCCCACCCCCUUCACUGAGUACUCAAGGCAAAACAUUUGGCUAGAUCUGGGUGAAAUUCCAGCAGAAAUGGCAACAAAUCAGUGAGGCUGCAGCUAAUCCUCCCAUCCUGGAAAAUAUCCUUGCUUAACGGAUCUCUUGUUUAAAGACACCUAUGAAGCUAGAACCCAGGAUCAAUUUACAAGAACCCUUUUUUGUUACUUAAAAAAGAAUCAGGAAAUACUUAUCACACUGGAGCAUUACUGGUAUUUGCAUUUUUAAAUGUUGACUGGACUAUUGCUCCUUUGUUCCAGCUAUGAAUGAAAAUACAGAGUCAACUCUUGACCCCAACAAAGAUGACCUUCCUCUCAUGGCCAAUACUAGUUUUAUGCUCGUCAGACAUUACGUGCUAGAUCUUGCAGUUAAUUUCGACAGGGAAGUCAUCAACGGUACCAUUGUCCUUUUCCUCGAAACCAGCAAAGUGUACAACAAACCAGCCAAUGCCGAGGGAGCAGGUCGGCACCCUUCAUUGCAGGGAUCUCUUGAAACUGGGCAACUCGGACCUUCAUGCAGUCUCGCUUGUGCAUGCAAAGAUAAGAUGAGCAAUCUAGCUAACUACGGUGAUGGCAGAGUUACCAAUGUUAAUAGUUGUAACCAUAGCAACAAUGAGUGGGCUGGAGGGAUUUCUGGUACAAGGGAGCACUGUGGUGAUGGGGAUGAUUUUGUGCUGGUGCUGGAUUGUUGCGAUCUUGUGGUGAAUAAAGUGGAGGAAGUGAAUGUUGUUGCUACAGCAGGUAUUGACAAAUUGAUCCGAAUAGACAUGAUCAAGCCAGAAGAUGGCAUUUAUUCUCACGGGCUGCAGAAUGAUCUCCAGAGUAGCAUAUUGGAUGCGAUUCUAGGUUUAGCAGCAGAAGACUGGCAGGAGCAACAUAAUUAUUACAUGCAGUGCAGCGAAGCACCUGGCUAUAGUGAGCUCCAGUUUCAAACUGACAUGUGGAGCCUGAAAAUAAAGAAACCAGGAGUACAAAGUCCUAAAGACUUUCCUCGAGUAUUAAGGAUCUGGUACGAAACAAAGCCAGAAGGUGGUUCAGUGAAAUGGACGAAGGAUCAAGUUGGCAGACCGUGUGUAUAUACAGCAGGAUCCCCUAUAAACAACAGAGCAUUAUUUCCAUGUCAGGAACCUCCAGUAGCUAUGGCAACUUGGCAAGCAUCGAUUUGGGCCCCAAACGAUUCUUUGGUUCUAAUGAGCGGUGAAAAUUGUGCUGAACCCCAACAGGAUGGAGCACUUUCAAAAUGGUUUUAUUACGUAACCAUGUGUAUGCCAGCAUCUACUUUCACCCUUGCUGUUGGAUACUGGAUUGAAAUUAAACAUGAAUUUGUCUUUGAAUCCCAGUGGCAAAGUCCUUCAUCCUCAUCUUCAAGCUUUGUAAAAGAAAACUGCAGUGUCUACAUGACAGCCUGUGGUCAUUCAGCCUAUCCUUGCCGAUUCCGAAAUCCUGCUGCCCGAAAUCAAGAUUGUAUUCCUCACCGAGUCUUUGCUCCUGAUUGUCUGAGAUUAAGUAGUCAAGAGUUUCUGCUUCCUCUGUUAGCUCGGUGCCUUUCUGCGGCUCAUUGUAUUCUGGGCACUCACCCUUUCGGCAGAAUUGAUGUGUUAAUUGUUCCUGCUAGUUUCUCUAGUCUGGGAAUGGCCAGCCCACAUAUCAUCUUCCUAUCGCAAUCUGUUUUAUCCGGAGGAAACCAUCUCUGUGGUGUGCGUCUGAGCCAUGAAAUAGCCCACGCCUGGUUUGGAUUGGCUAUUGGUGCUCGUGAUUGGACUGAAGAAUGGAUAAGUGAAGGCUUUGCGACUUAUUUGGAGGAUGUGUUUUGGGCAAAUGCACAAAAGCUUGCACAGGAAGAAGCAAAGGAACAACAGCAGCUGAUGUCCUUACUGCGAUGGCGAAGGCUCAGAGAUGAAAUUCAGAACUCUGAAGAAGAGUUACAAGUACUCAGGCCUAACAAGGAGAACACGGGUGAAGUGAGCAGCCCUGGUGCAACGAUUGUCAAACAUGGUCGAAAUCCAGGAAAGAUCUUCAUGCAAGUUCAUUACUUAAAGGGUUAUUUUCUGCUUCAUUACCUCGAGAACCAAGUAGGACAAAAGGCUUUUCUUGAAUUUUUACGGCUAUUUGUGGAGAGAUUUCAUGGGCAACUAAUUCUUUCUCAGGAUUUUCUGCACAUGUUUAUGGAGAAUUUUCCACAACUGAGAAGUCAGGGGCUGUCCACGGAAACUAUUUAUGAAAUAUGGCUAGAUGUAGCUGGAUUGCCAAAGCCCCUUUUGGAUGACGCUGUGAAGUGGACAGAAACUCGACUUGUCCGUGAAGUGAGGAAUGAGGUCACGAAAUGGGAAGGAAUCAAUCAAAGGUUCAGAAAAGGCUCCCGUAAAAGAAAGCGCCGCCGCAAGGACGAGAUGACUUUCGGAGAGCUUUUGCCAGACCAACUGGUUUUGCUCCUGGAAUUUAUAUUGGAGAUGAAGUCCUUGUCUUCCCAAACACUGCAGACGUUACAGAAGCAGUACUGCCUAAGGGAGCAGGAUGCAGAGGUGCGCCAUCGUUGGUGUGAGCUGGUUAUUAAACACAAACACACCAUGGCAUACGGGGACCUGAUUAAUUUUUUGAAACAAGAUCAGGCAAUGGGAGUCUACCUCUAUGGUGAGUUGAUGGUUAAUGAAGAUGCCAGGCAGCAACAACUGGCUCACAGUUCCUUCACCAUGCUUAAAGAAGAGAUGGAUCCAUCCUUGCUGAAGGUAGUGGCAGAAAUGCUUUUCUAGCCAAGCGAGGGCCAAAGAGGUUAACGCUGGAUAAUUUGAAACUGCGGAGGAGCAAGAGUAGGCGGCGUUAGAAGAAUAUUUUUGCCACUUAUUACACCGCCUCUGGUAAUUGUUAGUAGAAAAGUGCACACUUGUGUCAAAGUUCAGAAUUAUAGUCGUAUUUCACAACAUAUGGGAGGCUUGCGUUCAGGAAAUUGUUAAUUUCCAAAAAUUGGAAAGUGCCUGUUGCUGACAAAAUGAAGACAGCCUGGCUAAUGCUGGAAUGAGAAAUGUUAGUGUUCAGUCCCUUUUACUGUUACAAGGUAAAAAUGUCAGGCACUGUAAGUGAGCAAUAUAAACAACUCCAGUUUAUUCAAGGCAGACAGUAGGAAUGUGAAAGCAGCAUAGACUUCUAAUAGAUGUUUUUACAACCUGCAUCUGACAUUAAUUUAGCUAUAAGUUGCUUCAGACCAAUUUUGCUGACAGGUCCACUGGGGUUCAGAAUUGCACUUGCCAAGAUUAUUUAUAGCCAGGUUUGUUUUAUUUUAAUGUUUAUUAUGGAUAACAUCUUUCAGACUUUAUUACAAGCCAAUCUAUUAGUACAAAUGUUUGAACAUCUGCAAUAAAAUGGUUGAAGGAA
Molecule: messenger RNA, 3554 nt
Organism: Amblyraja radiata (thorny skate)
Lineage: Eukaryota; Metazoa; Chordata; Chondrichthyes; Rajiformes; Rajidae
Gene: aopep
Product: aminopeptidase O (putative)
Exons: 17
Coding region: 449-2935 (828 amino acids)
Cellular component (GO): nucleolus
Molecular function (GO): metalloaminopeptidase activity; zinc ion binding
Source: RefSeq, a predicted model, not a curated record